Messenger RNA from Phodopus roborovskii (desert hamster), 2511 nucleotides. RefSeq names its product DNA polymerase iota (gene Poli). Bases 37 to 2241 code for a protein of 734 amino acids. The record is from RefSeq and is a predicted model, not a curated record. The transcript has 10 exons. Gene Ontology annotation, biological process: translesion synthesis. Lineage: Eukaryota; Metazoa; Chordata; Mammalia; Rodentia; Cricetidae. Gene Ontology annotation, molecular function: DNA-directed DNA polymerase activity; damaged DNA binding.
GUGCAGCAGCUGCUCCGCGGUUGGCCGCCGGUGAAGAUGGGGGUGGAGCCCGAGGAGGAAGGCGGCCCCGCGGAGGAAGAAGAAGCUGCUCGCGUCAUGGAGCCCUUGGACGCGGGGGCGACGGGCAGCUCGCGGGCAGUUUUCGAUCAAAGGGUGCCAACAAGAAUCUCUUCAUCCAGAGUCAUAGUACAUGUGGACCUGGAUUGCUUUUAUGCCCAAGUAGAAAUGAUCUCCAAUCCAGAAUUAAAGGACAAACCUUUAGGUAUUCAACAGAAAUACUUGGUGGUUACUUGCAACUAUGAAGCUAGGAAACUUGGAGUUAAAAAACUUAUGACUGUCAGAGAUGCAAAAGAAAAGUGUCCCCAGCUGGUCCUCGUGAAUGGAGAAGACUUGAGCCGCUACAGAGAGAUGUCAUAUAAGGUUACAGAACUGUUGGAGGAAUUUAGUCCAGUUGUUGAGAGACUUGGAUUUGAUGAAAAUUUUGUGGAUCUAACAGAAAUGGUGGAGAAAAGACUCCAGCAGCUUCCAAGAGAUGAGAUUCUCUCUGUGACUGUGUCAGGCCAUGUUUACAAUAACCAGUCUGUAAACCUGCAAAACAUCACCCACGUGAGACUUGUGGUCGGGUCGCAGAUUGCUGCAGAGAUGCGCGAAGCCAUGUAUCAUCAGCUUGAGCUCACUGGUUGUGCUGGAGUGGCUCCCAAUAAACUAUUGGCAAAGUUAGUUUCUGGUGUUUUUAAACCAAAUCAGCAAACAGUCUUAUUACCUGAAAGCUGUCAAGAUCUCAUUCACAGUUUGAACCACAUAAAGGAAAUGCCUGGUAUUGGCUAUAAGACUGCCAAACGUCUUGAGGUGCUGGGAAUCAAUAGUGUGUGUGAUCUUCAGACCUUUUCAAUCAAAACAUUGGAAAAGGAGUUAGGAAGUUCAGUUGCUCAGCGCAUUCAGAAGCUCAGUUUUGGAGAGGACAAUUCUCCUGUCACACCCUCAGGGCCACCGCAGUCCUUUAGUGAAGAAGACACAUUUAAAAAGUGUUCAUCGGAAGCUGAAGCUAAAAUGAAGAUUGAAGAACUGCUUUCCAGCCUUUUGAAGAGAGUAUGCCACGAUGGAAGGAAGCCCCAUACAAUAAGAUUAGUCAUCCGUCGGUACUCUGAUAAACACUGUAAUCGUGAGAGUCGCCAGUGUCCCAUUCCUUCCCAUGUCAUUCAGAAAUUAGGGACAGGAAACUAUGAUGUAAUGACUCCCCUGGUUGAUAUCCUUAUGAAACUUUUCCGAAAUAUGGUAAAUGUGAAGAUGCCAUUUCACCUUACUCUUCUGAGUGUGUGCUUCUGCAACCUGAAAACACUGAGCACUGCUAAGAAGGGGCCCAUGGAUUUCUACUUAACAUCGUCCCUGUCAACCACGUCCCACUCCGGCAAGCACAGUUUUAAAGUGAAAGACGCUCACAAUGAAGACAUUUACAAAGAGAAAGAAGCCAACUGGGAUUGUCUACCAAGUAGAAGAAUUGAGAGUAUGAGAACUGGGGAGUCCCCACUGGAUGCCACCUGUCUUUUAAAAGAAGAAGUCACAAGUGACUUUCCACUCCAGGCCCUUCCCGAGGGCGUUGACCAAGAAGUCUUUAAGCAACUUCCAGCAGACAUUCAAAAAGAGAUCCUUUCUGGAAAAUCCAGAGAUAGUCUCCAAGGGAAAGGAAGUUUAAGUUGUCCACUGCAUGCCUCUAGAGGUGUAUUGUCUUUCUUUUCUACAAAGCAAAUGCAAGCUGCUUCCUUAAGUUCCAGAGAUACUGUGUCUACUGGCAAGCGGGUAUCGGCUGUGUCUCCCUGUGAACCAGGAACGUCAGGCUCGAGUACCAGUAGUUCUUCCCAUCCAUCAUGCGGAAAGGAUUGUUCCUAUUAUAUAGACAAUCGGUUAAAAGAUGAACGCAUGAGUCAGGGACCUAAAGAGUCUCAAGGAUUCCACUUUUCCAAUACAAACCCUGCCGUUUCUGUGUUUCAUUCAUUUCCAAAUCUGCAGAGCGAACAACUUUUCUUCAAACACCGCUCUGCGGAUAGUCACAAGCAGACAGUAGCCACCACCUCUCAUCAAGGACUAGUGGAAAGUAGAGAGCAAGAAUCUGCCGAUGAAAAACUUACUUUCCCAUCUGAUGUUGAUCCUCAAGUUUUCUAUGAGCUACCAGAAGAGGUCCAAAAGGAAUUGAUGGCGGAGUGGAAAACAGCCGGAACAGAGCUCCACUCUGUACAUAAAUAAUCACACUCAGGAAAAGGGCCAGAAAGCAAGGGAGGCAUUAGUUUCAUAUUAGCUUCCCAUAAGCUCUUCUUAUUUAAAAACUAAUGUUCAAUGACGUAGAAAUCCCAGUGUAAGGUGUUCCAGAUAAAGCAAGAAUGGUGCAAGAAGUAAAUUCUAGCACAAAGGGAAAAAAUAUCAAUAAUGUGAUAAUGUAAAAAAAAAAAUGCUAUCUUCUUGUUAUUUCUAUAGCUGUUUUAUAUCAUUUUCCAAUAAAAGGAAUAUCAUGGUCAA